AUGCCAAAAAGCAAAAACACUCCUAACCGUGGAUACGAUCCUAGACUUCUACCUUCUGGUCAUUGUUUUUGUAUGUAUGAACCCUAUGAAAGCUGCGAUGUAUUGGAACUCAAGCAGGAUUACGUAUAUGAAUUUCUUGACGAGGGUGGAGUUUGUCCUUGUAUUAUAGAGAACAACAAAAAAUUUGAAAAUAGGAUUAACUACUUAAAAAAAAAAGCAAAGAAAACUGGUUCCUCAUUCUGUAAACCUGGUCCUAGAACUGAAAGAGUAUAUGAUAUGAGCGCUUUUGAUGAUGACGAUUCAGACUAUGGUGAUGGUGAUAACAAUGAUGAUUCCUUUGGCUACACACCCAGAGCAGCCAUUGCCUUUCUAGGCUGA
Molecule: messenger RNA, 378 nt
Organism: Mucor mucedo
Lineage: Eukaryota; Fungi; Mucoromycota; Mucoromycetes; Mucorales; Mucoraceae
Exons: 1
Coding region: 1-378 (125 amino acids)
Source: RefSeq, a predicted model, not a curated record